Messenger RNA from Gracilinanus agilis (Agile Gracile Mouse Opossum), 552 nucleotides. Its product is annotated as interferon omega-1-like. Gene Ontology annotation, cellular component: extracellular region. The record is from RefSeq and is a predicted model, not a curated record. Gene Ontology annotation, molecular function: type I interferon receptor binding; cytokine activity. Gene Ontology annotation, biological process: positive regulation of peptidyl-serine phosphorylation of STAT protein; defense response; adaptive immune response. The transcript has a single exon. Lineage: Eukaryota; Metazoa; Chordata; Mammalia; Didelphimorphia; Didelphidae. Bases 1 to 552 code for a protein of 183 amino acids.
AUGACCUCCUGGAGCUUGUUGCCUCUUGCCCUGGCUCUGCUCUGCUCCAGCACCCAUUGCUCCCUGGACUGCGACCUGACUCAGGGACUUCAGGAAGACUUCUCACUUCUUAACCAAAUGAGCACAUUUCCCCUGGUGUCAUGUCUGAAGGACAGGACCAAUUUCAACUUCCCAAAGGAAGCCCUGAAUGGAAGCCAACUCCAGAAGGAAAAUGCCACAGUCAUUGUUCUUGAGAUGGUCCAGCAGAUCUUUACCCUCUUCAGUCAAAAUGCCACUCCUGCCACUUGGAAUCAGACCCAGCUUAUGCAACUGCUCUUUGGACUACAUCGACAGCUGGAACAGCUAGAGAGGUGUCUUGAGCAGUAUGUGGAGUGGGAAGAGUCUUCCUUGGAAAGUGAAAACCCUAGGCUGGCCCUGAAGAGCUACUUCCAAGGAAUAAGCCAGUAUCUGCAGGGUAAAGAGUAUAGUCACUGUGCCUGGGAGAUUGUCCGAGUGGAAAUCAGGAGAGUCUUUCUGUUCAUGAGCAAACUCGCAAGAAAACUCAGGGCCUGA